AAACUGCCAAUAUAAAAUCGGGAAAGAUUUAUAGCUGGUAGCGUCUCCAAGGGACAUUAGCAUAGGCAAGACAGAGAGAAGAGAAGCACUAACAAAGAAACUCGGAAGAUGGUGGAUCAAUGGACUGUGACAAAGCCAAGCAGAAGCGACGAGAUUUUGGAUGCCAAUGAUCAGCUCGAAAUCGCCAAAAAAGUGAGAGCUCAAUUCGAUUCUAUUGCUCCAAAACGACCUGCAAAACCAAAUAGAAGUGAAUCAGACAUAACAACACGAACCCCUCCUCUUUCUGACGCUGACCAACGCGAUAUUCCCGAGCUUGAGAGGCUUCGAUCUCUUCAAUCCCAAUCUAUAUCUCCUAUCGUAUUCUCUAAAGAAGGGGUCAACAUUGAGCAAGAUGAGUUUGUGGAGACGCAGUACUAUAAAGAGUUGGAUUCUAUUGACAAGCAGCACUACACGACAGGGAGUGGAUUCAUAAGGGCUGCGAAAGAAGAAAAUGAAAAUGGAUAUUAUAUUCAAUUGCCAAGAGGUCAUGGGGAUGCUGCUACUCUGGUCUCAGGUUGCAGAAGCAAUCCCGCAACAAACGACUGGACUCCUAGCCCACACGACAGUCAGGGCUUUGUUUCUUGCAAGCCAAAUCGGAGUGAGGGCAUCUAGAACAGCAACACACAGAGAGACAAACUGCAUAGACUUUUGAUUUAAAAUAUUAUUAUUGUAUCUGUAAUAGUAAGUUUGGAUAAGGAUAGGUUUGGUGGAUUUUGCUUAAAUUAUUCUUAUUCUGAAGUGACUUCAUACCAACUAUACAACUUCUGCUACCUCCUACAUUUUUUUUAA
Molecule: messenger RNA, 828 nt
Organism: Jatropha curcas
Lineage: Eukaryota; Viridiplantae; Streptophyta; Magnoliopsida; Malpighiales; Euphorbiaceae
Gene: MEE59
Product: maternal effect embryo arrest 59
Source: RefSeq, a predicted model, not a curated record